Dermatophagoides farinae (American house dust mite) is the source of this 2002-nucleotide messenger RNA. The record is from RefSeq and is a predicted model, not a curated record. Lineage: Eukaryota; Metazoa; Arthropoda; Arachnida; Sarcoptiformes; Pyroglyphidae.
AUGUCCGACAACAAAAUAGACUUAAGUUGGGAUAUUCUUAGCAUUAUCCUUCAAAAUCGUGAUGAAUCUUUGCAACCAAUAUUGCAAAUAUUAUGUGGUCGACAAAUGGCAAACAGUCAGAAAAUUCGUCUAGCUUUAUACGAUGGUCAUACCAUUUGGAAACAUUGUAUUGUCAUCAAUGAUGAUGAAUUCUGCAAUGAAUUGCUCACACCAUUCACUGUUAUACGUAUCAAUAAAUAUCGGUUAGUAGCAAAAGACGACGAUGUUCUUGUAUUGUUGAUCGAAGAUUUAUCUAUCAUCAAAAAUGGCGACAUUGUUAAUCAGAAAUUAACCAAAGAUUUGGAAGAAUCAAUGGAAAUCGAAAAAACUUUUGAUUUGAAUAGUCUUUCUUCUUCAUCUAAAGUGUUUGCGUCAUCGACAAAAUCAGAAUCGAACAGUAUUGCUGUAGUGAAACCCAACAUGGCCACUCAAGAACCAUCGAAUGUAUCAAUCGAUCCCCAAAUGAUUUGUCCAAUCAAUGUAAUCACACCGUUCUAUCGUACUUGGACAAUAUGUGCUUGGGUGAUGAGUAAAUCGUCGUUUCGUUCAUACUCCACUGAUCGUGGGCAAGGACGAUUUUUUCAUUUCGAUGUUUAUGACAAAUGCAGUGAAAUACGCAUUAAAUGUUUCAAUGAAGAAUGUGAUCGUUUUUUCAAUCUUAUUGAAACUAAUAGAUGCUAUUUCAUUGGAAAAGGAUCAGUUCGAUUCAUAUCGAAUAAAUUAAAUACGAUUCGUAAUGACUACGAAAUUUGGCUUGAUAAAUCCAGUUUCAUUCAUCCAUGUCCACUAGAAAUUGGUCAAUGUCAACCAAAAAUUCGUUAUAAAUUUGUUAAAAUUACAACUAUAGCUAGUCUAGAUAGACAUUCUGUGAUCGAUGUUAUUGGCGUCAUACAUUCAGUGAACAAAACAACAACAACGUUUUUACAACAAAAUCAAAAAGUUGUAAUCAAACGAGAUCUGGUCAUAGUUGAUGAUACGAAAACGAAAACCAUUCUUACAUUGAGUCAUGAAGAAGCGGAAAAUUUUCAUGGAAAACCUGGCCAAAUAAUCGUUGUCAAAGGUGCUGUCGUUAUUGAAUGUCAAGGCAAAAAACUUGUUGCAUUUGGCCCAUCAAUGAUUGAACCUGAACUGCCUGAAACGGAAUUGUUAAAAAAAUGGUAUCAAGCUUUAAGCGAACAAGAUCAUCAACAAUUUUCAUCACUUUGUCGAUUGCCGGAUCAAAAAACUGAUGAAACAAUUCAAUUUACUUUUAUCGGUAAUUUUGUUCAGAAAAUUGAACCAGAAAGUCUCCAAUACUCAAAUGUUCGUUGUAAAAUUAUCCGUAUAAAUCGUGCUGAAAAUCAUUUCUACAAAUCAUGUCCGUGUUGUUCAAAAAAAUUAUCCGAUGAUAGUGAACAAUACUAUUGUAUUCAUUGUGAUUUCAAAUUCAAUAAAUUUAAUUGGCGUAUGAUGCUAAACAUUGAAAUUGCUGACUGGUCCGGUUCCAUUUGGUUGGUUGCUUUCUAUGAUCUAUGUGAAAUACUAUUACAAAAAUCCAUUGAAGAAUUGGUUAAAUUAUAUCAAGACAAUAUACGUUGCUAUCGGAAAUUAUUGAUACAAAAAUUAUUGUAUCAUACGUUUAAUUUUCGAAUUAAAUCUCGAAGAGAAUUAUAUGAAGGAGAAUAUCGUAUACGACAUAUUUUAGAAUCGGUUUUACCCGACGACGACGACAAAUCCAUUCAUGAAACCUACAUAAAAUCGAUUAAAUUUCUCAACGAAAAUGUUUAAAAUUUUAAUGACGAUAAUCUCUCACAUGUAUGUGUUUAUUUAAAUGUGUAUAUAUUAAUCCCCUGUGUCAGGUGUGUAAAACGGGGUUUUAAAAAAAUAUUGUAUAUUUACAAUUACAAUAAAUGUGUGUGUUUGUGUGUUUAUAUGUUUAAAGAUGUGAUGGAAACAUUAAAUUUUGAUCAUGUAUAAAAAAAAA